AUGGCAGUCAGCCCUUUAGAGGCCGCUCUUAUAGAGACAUGGUCCCUGUUCGCCGUGGGAAGUAUUUUCAUCAUGCUGAGAGUUUUCUCGCGGCUGCGUAUGGUGGGAAUUUCUGGGUUUUGCGCUGAUGACUAUAUGGUCUUUUUCGCAUGGGCAUGCUAUGCUGUAAUGACGGUAGCAGCACAUAUCGUAGCGGGAACCGGCGACACCUCGUACCUGACACCAGAGCAGCUUCGAUCCAUGACACCAGAGCAAGUAGUGUUGCGCCAGAACGGAACCAAGUGGUUCAUGGUCGGAUGGUACACAUACGUCGGUCUCAUUUGGACGUUGAAACUGAACAUGCUGUUUUUCUAUCGGCGUGUCGUCAGCGUCGUAUGGGUAAACAAGUUCCUCGUUCCAACAAUGGUAUUUGUGGGUGGGAGUGGUGUCUCCAUCUGGAUCCUGUUCGCAUUAGGAUGUCGCCCAUUCGAUAAGCUAUGGCAGGUUUACCCUCAUCCAGGACCAUAUUGCACGCCGCAAAGCCCAGCGUUUUUAAUUACGGUCCUCACACUGAACCUCCUGACGGAUACUUGCAUCAUCCUUAUUCCGAUUCCUAUUAUACUUCCUCUGAGAAUAUCAUGGCCUCGCAAGCUUGGACUCGUGAUUCUUUUCUGUGCGGGUAUUUUCAUCAUGACCGCUGCUAUCUUACGAGUCUGUUUUGUUCUCAAGCUUAAACAAGGAGAGACAGCUGCCAUCUGGUCAUGUCGAGAAGAUGUCGUCGCGGUCAUCAUUGGCCAGGCUACCAUGAUCCGCCCCCUUUUUACUCGCCGAUUCUGGACCAACAAACCGACGGGCUCCUCCGCCUACGCAUCAAAUCAGCCAUCAAAUGGAAAUGAGUCGCAUGAGCUAUCUCGUUCAGGCAAUCCUAGCUCAAAGGCUUCGUGGCUACGCCUACGGCCAGUGAAAGAUCAGUAUGACGUGAGUGUUCUCCGUACCAAAGCGAACGAAAGCGAGGAGGAGAUCGUUGGAAAUGGCCAAAAGAUUGGGUUUGUUCAAAAUCCACCAAGCCCGACUAGUGACCAGAGCGAUUACAAGCUAGCAAGAGGCAUCACCAUCAAGAGGGAGAUUGGCAUCUCAAGAGAAGAUGGCAAGCAUGAAUAUCAACAAAAUUGGAAGGCCGUAUAG
This is a messenger RNA of Cucurbitaria berberidis CBS 394.84, 1164 nucleotides long. RefSeq lists its product as uncharacterized. Bases 1 to 1164 code for a protein of 387 amino acids. Lineage: Eukaryota; Fungi; Ascomycota; Dothideomycetes; Pleosporales; Cucurbitariaceae. The record is from RefSeq and is a predicted model, not a curated record. The transcript has 4 exons.